This is a messenger RNA of Fraxinus pennsylvanica, 738 nucleotides long. The record is from the annotation of a GenBank genome assembly. NCBI's taxonomy places the organism in Eukaryota, Viridiplantae, Streptophyta, Magnoliopsida, Lamiales, Oleaceae.
AUGCAGACACUGGUUUGUUCUGAUUUCCCCAAAUUCAAACCACGUUCCCAUCACAAAUUCAAGAAAUCUACACCAAUCCCAUAUUGCAGUCUGAGAAAAACAAGCACUAAUUCUAAUUGGGCAGCCAUAUCAGCAACCCUUUUCGGCACCGGCUUCUUCUUAGGUCCCCUUGUAGAUGGGAUCCAUUCCAGAGUAAAUCUUGUGGAAUACCAAAAUGGGGCAAUUGAUAUUGGUCCUCUUCACACAAAUAUUUGGGUACCUCCUCUGCUUGGGCUGUUCUAUUGCAGUGUGGGAUUACUGCAACUUGUGCUUGAUCAGAGGUUGCCAUCUGAGGCAAUCAACAGUAGCCCAGAGAAAACUGCUGCUUCAUUUAUAGCCCUGGUGCUGUUCGUUGAAUUAAGUGCAGAAUUGUACAAAGCUGGAGUAGCAGACAACAUUGAAGCCUACAUAUUAUUUGCUGGGGCGGAAUUGAUUUGGUUACUGCUGGAUAAGACUAGAUUGGGAUUUGCACUUGCUUGUGUUGUAGGCCUUUGUUGCCCACUUGCAGAAAUUCCCAUUAUGAAACUGUUUGGGCUCUGGUACUAUCCCCAAGCAAAUGUCGAGAUAUUCGGUCAGGGACUAGUAAGUUGGACUAUGACUUGCUAUUUCGUGUAUACUCCAUUCUUGAUAAAUAUAUCACGCUCGAUCAAAGCGAUCAUUGCUACUGCAAAUGCUGAAGAAAGAUCAAUUUCUGAGUAA